UUGACUGGGGAAUAGAGGGAAGAGCGGAGACGGCAGCAGCGGCGGCAGCAGCAGCAUCGCCCCGUCGGGAAACAGAAACACACACAACUGAACAUCUGAGAGGAGAGAGAGGAGAGAGGAAGGACCGCAGCUCGCCGGGGAGUGUCCGACUCCGGCGAAAAGAACAAAGGCACAGAUGACUGAGCGGAUUUUCGCUUCCUAAAUGGAAAACACAAGGAGGUUCAUUUAAGUCAGUGUUCGCUGAACGGAGGGACUCCCCCCGGCCCCCCCCGGCGGUUGCAGCCCCCCCCCCCCCUCUCAGCCAUGCCGCUUGUAUUCCGCACACUGUUGUUCGGCUUUGUAACGCUGCUGGUUGUGCUUUUGAUAAUUGAUGAUAUUGCAGAAGUGGAGGAAGAAACUGCAAAUAUUGGACAUUCAAAGAAGAUGAACUUGCACCGGCUCAUCCCCAAACCACACAGAAAGGCUGCAGUACACGUAAACCCCACUGCUUUGACAACAGCGAGCGCGGAGACAUAUCGUCACCGUCCAAUCUACAAUAACACUGCCAAACACUCGUCAAACAGCUGGACUUUCAAUAAGACCCUCUCCCACCUCAUCAGGAAAAACAUUCUGAGAUUCCUCGACCCGGAGAGAGACAUCUCGAUUCUGAAGGGCACGCUGAAACCGGGAGAUAUCAUCCACUAUGUUUUUGAUCGCCACAGUACCACAAACAUCUCAGAAAAUCUCUACCGUCUCUUGCCAACCGUAUCCCCCAUGAAAAACCAGCAUUACAGGCGCUGUGCCAUCGUGGGCAACUCCGGGAUCCUUCUGAACAGCAGCUGUGGGCCUGAGAUCGACUCUCAUGACUUUGUUAUCAGGUGUAACCUGGCACCGGUGGAGGAAUACUUUCAGGACGUGGGAUGGCGGACCAACUUGGUGACCAUGAACCCAUCAGUAGUGCAGCGAGCCUUCCAGGACCUGGUCACCGAUGAGUGGAAGGAGCGCUUCUUGCGGCGUCUUCGAAGCCUCAGCGGCAGCGUGUUGUGGAUCCCAGCCUUCAUGGCCAAGGGGGGAGAGGAACGCGUGGAGUGGGCACUGCGUCUCAUCCUGCUGCACACCGUAGACAUACGCACCGCCUUUCCAUCGCUGCGCCUUCUCCAUGCCGUCAGAGGGUACUGGCUGACGAACAACGUCCACAUCAAACGUCCGACCACCGGCCUCCUCAUGUACACAAUGGCCACUCGCUUCUGCGAGGAGAUCCACCUUUACGGCUUUUGGCCCUUUCCACUCGACCCGCAAGGCAAACCGGUUAAAUACCACUACUACGACACCCUCAAAUAUGAGUACACCUCCAGCUCGAGUCCUCACACCAUGCCUUUGGAGUUCAGGACCCUGAGCACAUUGCACAGACAGGGGGCGCUACGGCUCCACACUGGGGUUUGUGGCAUCCAGCAGAGACCACAGAAAGAUCUCCAGAGCAAAUAGCAGAAGGUUCUGCGGCAAGCAGACUUGAAUGCGAGCAGUUUUUCUCGUUGCUAGCACUUUUAUGAGACUUGAAUUAACUUAUUUUCAACAGCUGGAAUUAACAGUUUUUCUAUUUCAAGCUCAAAGAGUGACCAACUCCACCCUCAGGCCUGAGGUCUCUCCAAUCUUGAACAGCUUUUGUCAACUUUGAGGAAAUGCAAACGCAAGCACAUCUUUUUUUUGCGUGUCUGUAUGUGUGUUGGUUAAAUAAAUUAAUAAAUAUAAUUUCCUUUUUAUAUUCUAAAUUACAACAUGGGCUAUGAUGAAAAACGAUAGCUCCAGAAUGCCAGUAAAUUAAAAGUAGCUGAGAUCCCACAAGGGUGAAAAGUUAAUAAGGCUGGCUCUGAAAUUCAUAUUCCAACUUUGUUAUGAUAAGACUCAAUUUAGAGGUGUUGUGUGAGCUGUUAAAUUACUGGUUCGCUUGUUGAGCCACAAGAUGGAAGCACUUAAUAAUCAGGAAGAAUGAUGAUAGAGGAAAAAAAGGGGACCAACAUUUCUGUUUAAAACACUUUGAAGUGGAAUCUCUUAAACGCUUUCUAUGACAUAACCUUACUUUAAUGUUAGAAGGUUAAUAACAUGCAAAAACUCAAACCUCCAAUAAACCAGAGCCACCGUCUAAUAAAGUCAGGUUACCUUGAGAAGCAAAUCAAGAAAGGAAGGCGUGAGCAUAAUGGAGGAGUGUACCAGCUGUUCACAUACGAAUGUUUACUUAGACUUUGCCAACGGUAAACCCACUUUGUAAACUUUCCUCAAAGAGCACCAGCCCUGUUUCCUCACCGGAGGGCGAGACGGUAGCUGGAUGUUUGUAGUAAGAAGAGGUUUACUUUUUGAGAUGAAUGUAUUCGUUGGCUUCCUUACAAACGUGGGAACAAGCAGGCCCCAUAAUGUGCUUUUAAAUUAACAUUAAGUCGCAAUUAGCAGCUAUUUCAGUGAAAUAUCACUGAGAGGACCCCGAGCUGGACAUCUGUAUGCCUUUAUUCAUGUGGAGCAAGGGUUCUCAAGGUUUUUAUGACCAAUGUAGGGAGAGGAGGGCUGCACACAUCACAAACACUGGAAAUGUGUGUGACGUGUCCGUUAUUUGUGUUUUUAAUUGACUUUUUGUGACAUUUAAUAUGUUCAGUGUUACAUUUCUUGACACCAGCUAUAUAUGUCAGUGGUAGAAAGGUUUAGUCUGCUAUAAUGGCUGUAACACAGAUAUGUGCUGCUACACUCACUGGCCACUUUGUUAGGCACAGCUGUUCAACUGGUUGUUAACACAAAUAUCUCAUCAGCCAAUCAUGAGGCAGCAGUGCAUUUGGGAAUGUUGGCAAAUGUGGUCAAGAUGACCUGCUUAGGUUUGAACUGAGCAUCAGAAUAGGAAGAAAGAUGAUUGUUUCAUGCUUCUUGGUGUCAGACAGGCUGGUCUGAGUAUUUCAGAAUCUGCUGAUCUGCUCGGAUUUUCCCACACAACCAUCUGUAGGGUUUACAGAGAAUGGCCUGAUAAAGAGAAGAGCUCACUGGAUCGUGAGCACCGGUUCUCUGGGUGGAUAUGCCCUGCUGAUAUCAGAGGUCAGAGGAGCAUGGCUAGACUGCUUUAAGCUGACUCAAAUUAUUGUUACAACCCAGGUAUGCAGAAGAGCAUCUGUGAACACACAACACGUUGCAGCUUGAAGCAGACAAGGCACAGGGACAGGAGACCACAAUGGGUGGUCGUGGAAUGUUUCCAGCACAUAUCCCAUAAAGCAUUUAGGCAGCUCUGAAGGCAAAACAUCUACAACCCAUUACUAGCAAGGUAACCUAAUGAAGAGGCCAGUGAGUGUAAAGGAUAGUUUGAUGUGUGGAUUAGUUAAAUAUAAACUAGUGCAUUUCUUUCUUUGUUGCACUGAAAGACCUCGUAACAUGUUACCAAGAGCUGCCUCAGGCUCACAGGUCACACUUUAAGAAAUACGGAGGUAGAGUGAUGUGUUCAUUUUUCUUGUAGAGCAUGUUUGGAAUUAGUAUUAAACCAAUAUAAUAGUUUGAUACAUAGUAUUGUGCCUAUAAUAAAGAAAUUCCACCAGUCCCUAAGUGGACCAUCCCCAUGCCCAGACACUAUAAAAGGUUUAUUCGAGUGUGAGUUCUUUAACCUAGUUAUCAAUUUAAAAUAAAAACAGAGUAUGCAAAAAAUGUCUCGUCGUAGGCCUGCAGUCAGGAUAGAAACUCCUUUCUAUGUACAUUUUAAGGCCAGUAGUAGACUGUCUUUUCAAACUGGAGCAUCUUAACGCAAGAUUAAAUUAUAUUUUUGUACUUCGAGGAUCCACCUCAUCAAAAGGGGUUUUGUUUUGGGCUUUUUUUUGGAGUUAUCUCGAUGUUGAGAUUUUAGCCAAAAAGCUCUGGGUAUUUUUCUGUAACAAUAUGCUUCUGUUAUAGAAAAUUAAAGGAAGCAUUUGAAAUAUUCCAAGAGCUCCAUAGCUAAACAAAUAGCCUCUCAUGCGCUCUCAGCCAUGUGAUUUGUCCACAAAAAGUGUUGUUUUGACAGGAUGCGCCUGUUGACUUGCAUGUCGGCCUUAUUACACCGCCAAUUAAGUUAAGAAUAGACAUGAAAGUUGUACUAGAGACGUCAGCAGUCUGAAGCAAUGAAAGGUUUAUUUGUGUGAGCUUGUCUGACUUUGGCAAAAAUAGAAAUGGUUUGUGACCAACGCUAUUAAGUUAAUUAACCCAGAAUGUGGAGUUUGCCACAGAUGAGAAAAACUUUCUCACACAUGUUCCCCGCUCUGAAGAUUGUACAGUUUUUAUCUUGCUUUUCCCCCCCACGUACCCUGUUAACAUCUGUUUAAUGUGCAAAUUACAGCAAACUAAUACUCGCUUUUGCAUGUUUGUCUUGUGUUA
This is a messenger RNA of Oreochromis aureus, 4350 nucleotides long. It is a transcript of the gene st8sia2, whose product is annotated as ST8 alpha-N-acetyl-neuraminide alpha-2,8-sialyltransferase 2. Gene Ontology annotation, molecular function: alpha-N-acetylneuraminate alpha-2,8-sialyltransferase activity. The transcript has 6 exons. Gene Ontology annotation, biological process: N-glycan processing; oligosaccharide metabolic process. The coding region runs from base 304 to 1464 and encodes 386 amino acids. NCBI's taxonomy places the organism in Eukaryota, Metazoa, Chordata, Actinopteri, Cichliformes, Cichlidae. The record is from RefSeq and is a predicted model, not a curated record.